Diuraphis noxia (Russian wheat aphid) is the source of this 1846-nucleotide messenger RNA. Its product is annotated as spindle apparatus coiled-coil protein 1 spindly. The record is from RefSeq and is a predicted model, not a curated record. Lineage: Eukaryota; Metazoa; Arthropoda; Insecta; Hemiptera; Aphididae.
AAUAACUAAAAACUAAAGUAGUAAAGUAGUAACUAAUAACUAUUAAUUAAUUAUUUAUUAUACUCCUUUGACCUUUCUAUAUUUCUAACAAUACUUAACUCAUAACUGGUAUUAUAAAGUAUAAAGAUAAAUUACUAUUUAGUAAUUAUUAUUUAUCAAGUAUUUAAAUAUUUUUAUACAAUAAACUAUUGUCUAAUACUGUAAAUGAUCAUAUUUAAUAUUUGUUAUGACUGUCAUUUUGGUUAUCUAAUAUUACUAAAUAACUAUUGCUAAACGCUUAGUUUAAAAUUUGUGUUUACUAGUUUUAAAUUAAAAAUAAUAGAUUUGAAAUAUCUGGACAAGAUGAACGGAAAUUUGUCUCAAAUUAAUGAGAGUUCUGUGAACACACCAUCAAAUGCUCGUCCUAGUGUGACUACUAUUGAUAUUCUUAAACAAGAAUUAUAUCAAACACAACUGCAAUUAAAAACAAAAAAUGCAUUCAUUAGUGAACUUCAAAAUGAUGUAGAGCAAUUACAAAAAGUUGAAGAUGAUAAUAUGCAGUUAAAAUCAGAAAUUUCAAUAAAAGAAUCAGAUUUAAAGCAAUGGACUGUAAAAUAUUCCAAUUUAGAGUUCAAAUUAUUAGAUCAACAAAAAGACCAUUUAUUACAAAUUGAAUUAUUGAAUGAGCAACUAUCUGUUUUAAAACAUUUAAAAGAUAAACCUAAAGAAGAUGUACCAGUAAAUUUAAAUGAAAGUAUUAUUACAGAAUUAAAAACUGAGUUGAAUGAGAAAAAGGGCAAAUAUGAAGAGAUGCAAAACUUGAUAAAUGAUCAAGAAAUUCGUAUUAUGGAGUUAGAAUAUUCAAAAAAUAGAGCUAUUGAAGAACUGGAGGAAUUAAAAAUAAAAGUUGAAUUUAAAACUGAUCAAUUGAAUGAAUGGAAGCAAAAAUAUGAGACAUUGCAAGCAGAAUGUGAAAUGAUCAGGCUGCAACUCAAUAGUGUAAAUAACCUCAAUGAUCAUAAUAAAAGAGGAAAUUCAUUGUUUGCUGAAGUAGAUGAUAAAAGACAAGCAUUAACAGCCGAGCUGGAAAUAAAAAGAGAAAAAUAUGAAACUUUGAAAAAAUGUUUAUCAAAAGCUAAUCAUGAAAACAAUCAAAUGAAGAUGGAAAUAAUGAGAUUAGAAAAACAGUUGUUAGACACCGAAAGAAAUGAUGAUCUAGAAAAAUCUACUUUGAUUCAAAGUUAUAAAAAUCGCAUAAGCGAUUUAGAAGCCAAAAUUAGAGAAUUAGAUAAAAGACCAGAGACUCCACAAGUAUUGAAAAUAGACAAUUUAAGCAAUGAUGGCAUGAAUGUUGUUCUUCAAAUUGUGUCUGAUGUCCGUAAAGAGAAGAAAGCUCUGGAAGAAGAAAUGAAUAGAAGAUCAAUUAGAGAUAUGGAAGCUCGACAACAAUGUUUUAAAGGAGAAUGUGAAAUUCGUCAACUUAAAAAAGAGAUGAGAAAAGACAAACUGCAAUUAAAAGAAUUAGAACAACAAAUUUCUGUAUUGAAGUCUAAAGUGUCGUCAUCAAAAGAAAACAUGAGUGAAGAUAAACACAUGGUAACAAAAGGAGUACGUUUUCAUAACAACUGUAAGAUAGAAGAUGGAGGUCCUUCAUUGAAACUAGSRAAAAAAAUUCCACAACAAGCUSUUUUGAACACAAUUGUUUGUCCGAAAUUUGAAGAAUUAUAAAUAAAUUUUAUUCAAUAUUUUCUUAAUUUUAUAGAAGUUAUUUUAAAAAUAUUUAAUUGAACUCUAAAAURAAAUUCUGUGCUUCUAAUUGUUAAAAUAUAAUUUUAAAACUUUUAUUUAGCAUUAUAAAUGUGUUGUU